AUGUCAACUUUACAAAAGCCGCUAAUCAUCGAUACCGUUUCCCUGCCAAAAGACUCGUCAUCCUCGUUCAUCGAGAAAGAUAGGGGAAACGCAACAUGGCAUACACUCCUAUCCGCACCAGGAACUAUCAGCAACUCGUUCACCAGUGGUAUUGCGACAUGUCCUCGCAACGGCGCCUUGGCACUUCAUCGACACACGCAGGCAGAGAUAUACUACAUCCUUUCAGGCAGCGGAGAAGUAGAGGUUGAAGGGGUAAGACACUCGGUCUCGAAGGGCAACCUUGUUUGGAUACCUGGAGACGCAGAACAUGGAGUAUUUUGCGGGGGCGAUGAGCUUAAAUGGCUCUAUAUCUUCCCUGAAAGCAGUUUUGACAAUAUCGUGUAUCGGUUCAGUAGUGAGAUGGAGAACGCUGUAAAGAAAAUCAAGUCCAAGCUGUAG
This is a messenger RNA of Fusarium pseudograminearum CS3096, 438 nucleotides long. RefSeq lists its product as uncharacterized. The record is from RefSeq and is a predicted model, not a curated record. The transcript has a single exon. NCBI's taxonomy places the organism in Eukaryota, Fungi, Ascomycota, Sordariomycetes, Hypocreales, Nectriaceae. Bases 1 to 438 code for a protein of 145 amino acids.